Cherax quadricarinatus is the source of this 4077-nucleotide messenger RNA. RefSeq lists its product as uncharacterized. The record is from RefSeq and is a predicted model, not a curated record. Lineage: Eukaryota; Metazoa; Arthropoda; Malacostraca; Decapoda; Parastacidae.
GGAGAUGGUUAGGGGGGGAGAGUCCCGUGCACCAGCAGGAGGGAGAGUGUGCCGUGCACCGGCCGGAGGGAGCAAAGGGCCGUGCAGGCGGGUCCUCCCCUUUACUGUAGCUGGGUUGCCUGGGGCUCUACCACACAUCCUCUCCCCAUUUUUGCCCGCCGGUGUCCUCGUCAGCGGUAAUUUCCUCCGCGGAUAUUGGUCUGCGACGCGGCCUCCUCCCCUUCUGUGUCCUUCCACCGCCCACUCCCCCGUCUCUCCUGCAUCUUCCCAGAACGCCCGCCCGUAACCACCGCCGACAAGGCCGCCGCUUGCCCGCCUAUCGUCUGAAAUGACAGGUGUCUUGCCAUGCCGCGCACGCAACCUAACCGCACUCCCCAUUUUCUUUAGCCUUCCCGCCGCAUUUUUAUCACGAUAAAGAGAGUGCCGGAUAAAGGUAGCAGCCUACACAUCCGUGGUGUCAAUUGCCUGGCACUCUCCAGAUAAAACGGUAAAGCAAGAAACAGCGUGAGAAGGGUUGCUGGAGCGGGUGUUGUCGCCCGCUAGCGCGACACAACGUCUCAACAUCUCGUUUUCUAUAGCCACUGCCAGCGACGGUGGGUCUGACUCUUGUCAGUCGCCUUGUGUGUGUCGUGGUGGUCGUGUUAACCUGCCUCGUCUCCCGUCCCAGCUACCACCACACACACUACUAUCACCCGCGGUACUGCCAAGGCCCCCAGUCUAGCUCCUCAUCCAGCCUGGAGCAACCACUUGAUUUACCUCGUAUCCUUUCCGGUGUUUAGUUGAAAUUGAAUGCGAGUGAAGGUUAGAGGCAAUAAAUCACCUUGUGCGCUGGCCAGCCAGCACAGUGCCCGGCCCAAGUCAGUCGCCAGCGUGUUGCGUGUGGCUAAGCUCCUCCUGGGCAGUCAGUACCCACCUGCUGUGAACGGUGGGUUGUCCCUUGUAUAGUGUCUACAUCUGCGUGUAACUGCGACACCUGACCACUGUUAAAUUUGACGUCGAAAUUGUUAAUAGGAUUGUGAGUGUGGUAAGCGGAGGGUGGCGCUGGGCGGGUCUGUAGUGACGGUCUCAGGUGUUGAGGCAAGUGUCGUGUUGGGAGAUAACACUGGACCAAGGUUUGCUCCACACAUUGACACACCAGUGGGUGUUGUCUUCUGACCACUCAGAGGUGUUCUGAAGCACAUAACAAGUGAAUGGCUUACUGUGUGUUAAGCUGACACAUAGGACAGGCAGAAGUACUACACAUACCUUCUUUAUAUGUAAAUUCGAGUCCUGAUGAAGAGGCAUUGUUUAUGUAUUGAAUACUAAAUGUGUCCUUAUUAGUGUACCUGGACAGAAAUAUAAGCACGGUAAUAAUAAUUACAUAUACAGUCAGUCUGAUAGUAUAUCAACAACGGCUGACAAACAUUAUCAUAAAAAAGGUUCAUAUUCCGAAGGAAGAUAACGCAAUGAAGAGAACUGGGCGCUGAUAAAUGGCGGGAGACUAGGCCUAAAGCCCGAAUAAGAGGCUGCUCCUACCCUAGGCCUACCCGCUUGUCCUAGAACGACUCUCUGGAACAUAUGCUGAAAAUUUACUUUGUUUCAGACGACUGCUAACGUUAGAGGUCGUGAGCUCCUUGCUGCCUUGAGUCACUCCUUUGAUAGCUGCUCGAAAUUCCUCAGGAUUUCGAAUUUCCUUACCUGGCUUUUGAACUUCCUCGAGGCUGUUAGAAUUUCUCAUCUUAGCUGAAACGCUUUUUGCAGGCGUCUCAAAGCAUUUGAACACCCUUACUGGAGUUUAAACGGCAUUAUCAGAAGUCUGAUCGACCUUCCCCCAUCAAGCUCGCGAACCACUGGGUCAGCUGAGCUCUUCCCUCACAACACAGGUCAAAAUGGUUCGGCUUCACACCACGGAGGUGACGAGGGAGAUGGUGUGGCUGGUGGUGGUGGUGGUAACAGCUGUGUUGAUGGAGGGUCCAGUGGUGGUGGUGGCCCCUGUGCCUGUGCCACACCCAACACCUACACCUGACCUACUGACUCUCACACAGGAUUACUGGCACUGGAAGACUCAAGAUUAUCCUCAAUUCGCUACGCACGUUGGCAUCAACGACAACACAGCAGGUCGUCUUGACAGCUACAGCUUGGAACACUUCGAGCAGCGCAAGGUCAAGUGUCAAGAGUUCUUAAGUCGAGCUGAGGACAUCGACGCUGCUUCUCUCUCCUCAGACGACCUCAUCAACCUUAAGAUCUUCAAGUAUGAGAUGACUACAUUUCUGGAGAACUCCCAAUAUAUAAAGUACUUCCCUCCCGUCACCUUCCUGGCAGGACCUCAGCGAGACUUCAAGGACAUUGUUGAGAAGGAGAUGGUUCUCAGCUCUUACAACGAUUACCAGAAGCUACUCUCCAGGUAUGGAGAAUUUCCCCGCCAGGCCCAGGAGAUCAUUGAACUACUCAAAGGCAAUAUUGAGAGUGGUUUGAUGCCCUCUAAUUGGUCUCUGGCGGGCGUGGUGGAACAGUUAGACAGUUUGGGAGGUCCUGUUGAGGACUCGGUGUUCUACAAGCCCUUCCUACACACACCUCUCACCAUCUCAGCUGAACUAAGGACGACGCUGAGACACCAAGCACAGGAGAGGAUCAAGCAAGACUUACUUCCCUUCUUCAAGAAAAUCCGUGAUUUUAUUGAGACGGAUUAUUUACCUGCUACGAGGCCAGAGGUAGCAGUCUCAUCGCUCGAAGGUGGUCACGACUAUUAUCAGGCUUGCCUCAAUUUCCAUACCAGCACCAGCCUCACGCCCCAGGAGAUCCAUAACUUGGGUGUUACAGAAGUGGCCAGGAUAGAAGAGGAGGUGCAGAAGACAGCAGCUGAGAUUGGGAUGGAGGGGAAAACAUUUCCUGAGAUCAGUCAGGCUCUUAGGGAAGACCCAGACCAAGGCUUCAGCAGCAAGGAGGAAGUGCUCAGUACCUACAUAAAUGCUAUCUACAAUGUCAUUAUGCCUCUGAUACCUCAGCUGUUUACCACUGUACCAUCAGAAAAUGUUACGAUCGAACUUGAUGACAACCCUAAUGCUGUGUUUGGAAGAUAUAAUUCACCAUCCAUGGAUGGAUCAAGACUUGGCACAUUUAUUUUAAAUUCCUAUGAUGUUGCCAUGCAUAGGAAAUAUGAGGUCAUGGCCUUGUCCCUGCAUGAAACAGUGCCAGGCCACCAUCUCCACGGCCUCUACAUGUGGAUGAACCCCUCUACCCCAAAUUUUCGGAAAUUUGUUGAUUUCACCAGGAGAACUGAUGCACCAUCAAAGUUUCCACUUCACUCUGUGUUCUCUGAAGGCUGGGGGCUGUACUCUGAGUUUCUUGGAGAAGAGUUGGGUUUGUACGAGGACCCUUAUCAGAGGCUAGGGAGGCACUCCUAUGAACUACUGCGAGCCAGCCGUCUCGUGGUAGACACAGGGAUGCACGCCUUGGGCUGGUCACGCGAGCGGGCUGUUGCUUUCCUCUUAGACCACACAGCAAUGUCUGAAGAAAUAAUAGAGAUUGAAGUUAACCGCUACAUCACAUGGCCAGGACAAGCCUGUUCCUACAAGAUUGGUGAAAUAAAAAUAAAAGAGCUGAGACAAAAAGCUCAGAAUGCUCUUGGUGGAUUGUUCCAGCUGCCAGAGUUCCAUGAUGUAAUACUUCGCUGUACAGGACCACUGAAAAUCCUGGAAGAGUGUGUUACCAACUAUAUUGAAAGGACAAUUUUGGUGAUUGAAAAAGUUACUGAAGAAGAGGAAGUUGAUAUAGUCAAAAGUGAUACUGAUGAAGAAGAUGGGUCUAUAAACCCAAGUUCCAAAGAAAAUGAAAAUGAGAAUGAAUUAGUAGAUGAGACAGAUGGAGCAUCUAGUGCAUUAAGUGAUAAGAGUGCUGUGAUUUUGACUCUAACUGUAUUAUAUUCAUUUCUUCCCUAUCUAAUAAGAUAGUCUUCAGAACUAUAAUCUUCAGUAUGCAUGGGCUGUAUAUUAUUCUGGCUUUAAAGUAUGUACAUUAGUGCGCUGUGUAGCUUUUCAUAUCAAGUCAUAGUCAUAUAUUGUAUAUUAUUUCUGCCAAAUAUAUGUAUUAAACUUAUAA